Messenger RNA from Nilaparvata lugens (brown planthopper), 1226 nucleotides. RefSeq names its product lysosomal acid glucosylceramidase. Gene Ontology annotation, molecular function: glucosylceramidase activity. The record is from RefSeq and is a predicted model, not a curated record. Lineage: Eukaryota; Metazoa; Arthropoda; Insecta; Hemiptera; Delphacidae. Gene Ontology annotation, biological process: glucosylceramide catabolic process.
GAUUAUAGCUUGGUCGUCGUGUUCAAGUAAUCACUUUCCAAACAGUAAUCACUUUCCAUUAUUGCUUCAAGAUACAUAUUAUUGAAGCAACUUAUAAUCUACGUUACUAUUCCUCAAUAUCUCAGUGAGGAAAGACAUACAGCUCUCACUAUUACAAGUAUUAACGUAUGUGUGAAAUAGAAGGUAAACAAAGAGACCUCAGAAAUCAAGCUACUAUUUCGUUUACUAUUAAUUUUGAUAAAUUUUAGGGUUACCAGAAGAUCAAGUACCUAUUGGGACUUUAAAUGCCUGGGAAACCAAAUGUUACUCUGCUACUGAUGCUGUUGAAUUCUGGUUUUUAUGCCGCCAACUGUGGUUCUGCUUGUGCUGUAAGACACACAUGGCACGGCUUCGUAUGCGUUUGCAAUGCAACUCACUAUGAUACUAUUCAACUGGUCGAAAAGCCUCUCAAUAAACAUUCAUUUGUCCUGUACACCACUACUAAGUUUGGCGAUGUGUUCAAAGUCAAAUACGGUUCAUUCAACCAGCAUCAAACUUGCUGCUCUUCAGACUGUUAUAUCACUAUUAACCCUUAUGAAAAGCAUCAGGAAAUUUACGGAUUUGGAGGAUCUUUUACUGAUGCGACAGGAAUCAAUAUGGCAUCUCUCAGCAGAAGAGCUCAGUACAAUCUAAUAAGGAGCUAUUUUGGCAGCGAUGGAAUAGAGUACACUUUAGGCCGUGUUACCAUUGGAGGGUCGGAUUUUUCUGAUCAUCCCUAUACAUUGGACGAUCAUCCCUAUGACUAUCAACUCAAGUGCUUCAGACUGUCACCCGAGGACUACAAAUAUAAAAUUCCAUUUAUAAGGCUGGCACAAGCAGUGAGUUGUAAAAGAGUGCUUCUGAUUGGCUCAGCAUGGUCGGCUCCAGCUUGGAUGAAGACCAAUCACAACAUAACUGGCUACGGUUUCCUCAAAACAGAGUUCUAUCGUCUCUGGGCUGAAUAUCAUAUCAAAUUUCUAAAAGCCUACAAAUCAGAAGGAAUUGAUUUCUGGGCGUUGACCACUGGCAAUGAACCCAUAAUUAAUUAUCUGAAAUUUAUAAAAUUCAAUAAAAUGGGCUGGUAUCCCGAGGAUCAGGGCAAGUGGAUCGUUGAUGACCUUGGCCCAUUGAUGAGGAAACAUUUCAAAAAUUGUAAAAUUAUUGGACUAGACGACCAAAGGCCCUUACUGCAUCACUGGACUUCAAGG